AGAAGGCGUUUAAAAUGGGGUCAGUGUUUGGCAAAAUGUCAUCAGCAGACAGGGACACGCAUUAUUAUUGUUUUCAGUAAACAACUGUGAAUAUGAUUGUUUUUCUCCAUAUGUAGGUUUAUCGAAAGUUAUUUUUUCUAACCUCAAGGUUAUUAUUAAAAAGAUGGAAAUGGAGCAAGAAACAGUGUAUGGUACUCACGAAGACUCUCAUGUUGUCAUGUCAGAAAAAGUACAGUCUCUCGCUGGUAGUGUUUACCAGGAAUUUGAGAAAAUGAUAAGUAAAUAUGAUGAUGAUGUUGUAAAAGAUCUAAUGCCGUUAGUUGUCAAUGUGCUUGAGUGUUUAGACAUAUCGUAUACUCAAAAUCAAGAACAUGAGGUAGAAUUGGAGUUGUUACGAGAAGACAACGAACAGCUGGUGACUCAGUAUGAACGUGAAAAACAGCUAAGGAAAAGUGCAGAACAGAAAUUAAUAGAGUCAGAAGAUGCCACUGAAGAUGAAAGAAAAGAGCUACAAGGCAAAAUUGAAAGCUUGGAAUCAAUUGUUCGAAUGUUGGAGUUAAAAGGAAAAAAUGCUUCAGACCAUGUGUAUCGACUAGAAGAAAAGGAAUCUGAAAUGAAGCAGGAGUAUUCCAAACUUCAUGAACGGUAUACUGAUCUUCUUAAAACACACAUGGAUACAAUGGAAAGAACUAAACUUAUGAUGGGAACCACAGACCGACUAGAUUCGACAGGAAGGGCCAGGCUCCCACCAAUGUCCGCCUUAAAUCCUAUGACUAGAUCCAGUGGACCUAUUUCAUAUGGAUUUGCUUCUUUAGAGGCAGGGCCACAGUCUGUCAUAAGCCCAGUGGAAUAUGCACCUGCUGCUUCUUCACCUACUACUAGUCUCCAAAAUGAACUUGAGGAAACACAAUCUCCUGAAAGAGAUAGUUCACCUGACAAGUCAUUUUCAAAACUACCUUCACCAGAGAAGGGUGGUUGGUCGGAAAGCCUUAGUCCUACUAGUAAAGAUUCAAGCCCAGAAACAGAAGAGCUACCUCCCCCAGGAGGAAAAAGCCAUACGAAGAGGGAACAACGCAGCGGGAAUACGCUGUACCAAGAGCUCAGCUUUCAGGAUGUUGAAGCUUUGGGAGAAAUGGAUGAAGGAGCUGAUAUUACAGACAGCGACAGUGAAACGGAGUUGCGCAGCAAAAUUGCUCAUGCUGUUAAUGACAACUUCUUUGGUAUGGGCAAAGAAGUGGAAAAUCUCAUCAUGGAAAACAACGAGCUUCUUGCAACCAAAAAUGCUUUGAAUAUUGUAAAGGAUGAUCUUAUAAUCAAAGUUGAUGAACUCACAAGUGAACAAGAAUAUUUCCGUGAAAAAAUUAAGUCUCUUGUCUCUACUAAAGAACGACUUAAUCUACAAAUUCAAGAACUCCAGGAGGAGCUCAAAAAGGCCAAAGAAGAGUCAGAGAAAGCUCUGAAAGCAAGCAAGUCAGACGAUGAAGAAGAUGUCCCAAUGGCUCAAAGAAAGAGAUUCACCCGUGUGGAAAUGGCGCGUGUUCUCAUGGAGAGGAAUCAAUACAAAGAGCGAUUUAUGGAGCUGCAGGAAGCAGUACGAUGGACAGAGCUUGUUCGUGCCUCACGAAAUGAUCCCAAUCUUGAUAGGAAAAGUAAACAGAGCAUAUGGAAAUUUUUCAGCAACCUUUUUACCCCUACUGAUAGACCUGUACCUUCAAGGAAAACCCAACACAUGGGAGUACGAUUUACUGCCCCACAACAUGUGAGUCCAGCUGGUCCCUUGGGUUCAAUGCGGCAACGCACCCUUAGUGAUCGUAAGAGAGGUGUCGAUUAUCUGGAGACCUCGGAUUCGAAUAAUGAAAAAGUGGCUCUACGAAGACAGACAGAGAGGCGAGAACAAUAUCGUCAAGUCCGAGCCCAUGUGGAAAAAGAUGAUGGUCGCCUCAGAGCCUAUGGAUGGAGUUUACCAGCCAAAGUUUCAGGCGCUGGUAGUCUUCCAAAUGCACUUACUUCAUCAGGAGCAGCCAUUGCAAGACCCAGUAGUGCAGAACCUGUUCCUGUGCCAGUAUAUUGCAGGCCAUUGACUGAGAGUGAACCAGGAGUUAAACCUCUGCAGAUUUGGUGUGCUGCAGGCGUUAACUUAAGUGGAGGUAAAACAAGAGAUGGUGGAUCCAUUGUUGGAGCCAGUAUUUUUUAUUCAAAUCCGUCAGAGGAAACCUGUGCCAAUAUCAGUGAAAGUGAUGAAAAAGCAAGUCCAGUUCGCUGCUUGGAGGAAGAGUUGGAGGAAGGAGAAAGACUUGCAAAGGAGGCAGAAAUAGAAGAGCAACAACUUUCGUCUUUAGUCUGGAUAUGUACAUCAACUCACAAAAUGAGCCGUGUGACUGUAGUAGAUGCCAACAACCCAGCUGAUGUUCUGAAAGCCUUUAAUGUUUGUUCAUCUCACUUGCUGUGUAUAGCAAGUGUACCUGGUGCUCGUGAAAGUGACUAUCCUGCCACUGAGGAAGUUCCAGAAACUCCUCUGAAAGUGAAUGAUGACAGCUUCACACAGACCUCAGUCUUGCAAGAUUCUAAAGUUGAAAAUGACGUACGAAGAGAUUCAAUGUCUUCUGUUCAGGCAGAUAGUAUACUAGAUGAAAAUGAUGCAUGCAUUGGACGUAUUACACUUGUGAGUUGUGCUACAGGUAGUGAAGCUCCGGGGCCCCCUCUUGGAGAAUUUGUUGCCCCAAAGACUCAGAUUGAAACAGUGGAUUUGAGUGGGUUAGGAGAGGAUGAGGCAGAGGACAUUAACCCACCUAGAAGGUUAGCCAAGGAAGUUAGUGGUCUGGUUAAAGAUGGUCUAUUGCAACAUUCAAAAGAAAACGAUGAGCUGGUGAAUGAAAAUCUAGAGAAGAUGAGUAGCAUUCUUCCAACUAUGUGGUUGGGUGCCCAAAGUGGUGAUAUUUAUGUUCACUCUGCUGCUUCUCAAUGGGGAAGGUGUCUUCAUAGUGUUCACUUGAAAGACUCUGUUUUAAGUAUAGUGCACAUUCAUGGAAGAGUCCUUGCAGCUUUAGCUAAUGGUACUGUAGUUGUGUUCAGACGAGGUUUAGAUGGACAGUGGAACCUGAAUAACUACCACAUUGUUGAUCUUGGACCACAGCACCAUUCAAUUCGUUGUAUGGUUGCUGUUCAUGGUCGGGUAUGGUGUGGAUAUCGUAAUAAAAUUCAUGUACUGGAUCCUCGAUCCCUGAAAGUAGAGAAAACAUUUGAUGCUCAUCCUCGGAAAGAAAGUCAAGUGCGACAAAUGGCCUGGCUUGGAGAUGGUGUCUGGGUUACUAUCAGGCUUGACUCUACUCUUCGAUUGUACCAUGCUCACACCUACCAACAUUUGCAAGAUGUGGAUAUUGAACCGUAUGUGAGCAAAAUGCUUGGCGUAUUUCCACAAGGUACUGGAAAGUUGGGAUUCUCCUUUGCACGUAUCACAGCUCUGCUCAUAUCAUCAUCAAGAUUAUGGAUAGGCACUGGCAAUGGCGUGAUUAUUUCUGUUCCUCUGUCUGAAAGUGCAGGCACUACAGGGAAUAUAAUUGGAGCAGCCAGGGGACCAGGUUCAAUUGUGAGAGUUUAUGCUGAUACUCAAUCAAAUCGUGUUACACCUGGCAGUUUUAUACCUUAUUGCUCCAUGGCACAAGCUCAGCUUUCAUUUCAUGGCCAUAGAGAAGCAGUUAAAUUCUUUGUUUCAGUACCUGGUUCUGGUGGCAUAUCGGCUGCAACCAGUGAUCCAAUUGACACACCAGCUAUGGACGGGCUAUCGGAUUCAGAUAAGCCUCAAUCAAUGCUAGUAAUGUCUGGGGGUGAAGGAUACAUAGACUUCAGAGUUGAAGAUGACGCGGACGAGGCUCAGGACUCUGCAUCGCACCUCAUAGUUUGGCAGUUGUUGCCAGCCCGGUGAAGAAGAUGAUGAUGGUGAUGCUGAAAUAGUUCCGUCCACACAAGAUACUUCACAAUCAAUAAGCAGGGGAGUGCAGAGUCAUUUAAUUGUCUGGCAGGUGAUGCUUCAGCGCUGACAUUUAAGUUUUGAGGAUUGUAAGAAAUCCUUCCCUGUUUGGUGAAUACCAAUCAACUGGUUUACUUUUAUGAAAAAAAUGUAUAAUCCAAACUUUGUAAAAUCUUAGUAGCCUUACUGGAAAUACAAGCCCAACUAUGGCUCCAGUUCUUUGUUGUAUGUUGCCUUGUUUUAUGGUUCCCCUCAUAAUUCUAAACUUGACUUUUUUCAAUGUCCGUUAUGAUGACAAAUCAUGGCGUUUUUCUAGUCGGGUCAUUGAAUGGUUGCCAUAGUUUGCAAGUUUGUAAUUCCAGUAAAUAUAGUGCAAGAAUGUCUAUUGUACUAGCUACAAACUUAAAUCUUAAAAGAUAAUGUGAAAUUUUCAAUUUUUAAAUCAACAUAUGUUUUAUGUAGCUUUAUAUAAAGUUCUGACCUCUAUCUUUCCAUAGUCAACUUAAAAAUUUCUUUUGAAUGAUGUUGUUGUUAGUGGAGAUAUUCUUUGUUUAGUACUGGUCAUGUCUUGUGUCUAGUCCUCCUCUUACAGGGCAUGUACUUUCAGUUUCAAUGAGCAAUUCACCACAACCCUUUCAAAGAAAUUUUCAAAUUAGUAACAAUUUUUCAAGAAUUGUGACAAGCUCCAGUUUUGUAACAUCCAUAGCAAUAGAUAUUGAACGUUUGUAUGGGCUGAUUUACAGUUUACAAUGAAGUAUUACUUUUUAGUUAUACAUAUUUAUGUAAGCACUAGUCUUCUGAAUGAGUUUAAUUAAAUUGGUGUGUGCGUUUGCACACUUGUUGAUUAGUGAUUUUGUGUCAAAGCUCAAAGUUGACAAGGUGAUAUAUGUGUAGUGUAAGCAAGGUCAGGGGUUUGUAGACAAUGCAAACAGAAUUCACCCACUACUUUUGAGUCAUCUGAUUUUCUACUGUCCCAAGGCUUGGAGCUUUAAUUAGAGAUGUCUAAAGAAACAAAUACAUAUAAAGUGCUUUCAUUUUUUUAGUCUCAUUAUCUCUCACAAAUCUACAGUCCAAAAUGAUUUCUGAUAAUCCAGUUGCUUGUUUGAAGUAAAUAUGGUGGCGUGGCUAGUAACCAUUUUAACUUUCUGCUAUUGCCAUAUAUUCGGUUCCAAUCUCAUCUAAUUAUACUUAACUGAUGACAAAUUGUCAUUCAUAACAUCUUGUAUGUUUGUGUUAUGUUGAUUUGUUCUGGAUUGCUUUUCGAAACCUGUCCUUAGCAGCAUUUGAAGAGUGGGAGUGCUAAUGUUCAAUUUUUUGCCUACACAAUCUCCUGUGUGGUUCCAUUUCAGUGUUUUAGAAGUAAUGGUAGUUAAUUAACUUGUCAAUCCUUAUCAAUUAACAUUAAUGACCCUGUUAUUGUUUGUAUCCUUGCCUGUUUAUGCUCAGUUUGAAUACAAUCUGUAGAUAAUUGUGCCGUUAGUUUUUUCCGGUUUUCCACAAGUUAUUGGAAAUAUUUUUUGGUUUUAGCCAAAAUAUUAUUGUACAUCCUGAAGUGUAUCAAAUAUUUUAUUUUGAAAGAAGUAUUCCUUUUUAUGUCACAGUUUUGAGAUCAGAUUUCUGUAAAAUGUUUUACUUCAAUGAGUUUCAAGUGAACUGUGCGUGCGUGUGUGUGUGUGUCUGUGGAUUAUUGUAUGUUUGAAUGUAUGUUAUCUAUGCCCAGGUAUGGUAUAUAAUUGACUGUUUCCGCUCAUGGAAGAGUGAUCUUACUCAAUGGUUGGGUAAGAUAAAAAUCAUACUUUUGUAAACUUAUAAAAAUUUGUACAUCAAUUUUGUAUUUCUGCUGCUCUGUCAGAUUUUUGCUGUUCUUCCCAUUGAAGAUUCUGCUUGCAGGCAGAUGGUUUAGCUAUUAUGUUUAUUUAUUCAGUAGCUUAUUCAGCAAUUUCGUGCAGAUUGCCAAUUUUUUGAAGUCACGUGUAUAUUGUGGUGUUCAAACACACAUGAGAAAUCUGAUAGGUCAAAUGCAAGAAACUGAAAUGUGAUAAAUUGUCUAUGCUUUGCGUUGAACCAAAAAUUGUUUUCUUUUAUAUAGCGUAUACUGUUGUACAAGUACAAGGUAUUUUACAUAACGACACAUGUCAAAAUAAAUAAAACCAUAUAGUAAUUUCCA
Molecule: messenger RNA, 6134 nt
Organism: Frankliniella occidentalis (western flower thrips)
Lineage: Eukaryota; Metazoa; Arthropoda; Insecta; Thysanoptera; Thripidae
Gene: syd
Product: JNK-interacting protein 3
Exons: 28
Coding region: 164-3922 (1252 amino acids)
Biological process (GO): vesicle-mediated transport
Cellular component (GO): cytoplasm
Molecular function (GO): MAP kinase scaffold activity; JUN kinase binding; signaling receptor complex adaptor activity
Source: RefSeq, a predicted model, not a curated record